AUGGACCCCGUGCACCUCAGCAUGUCCCGCGCUCCACUGGUGAAGCACUCGGACAGGCCCCGCGUCAUGUCCAAGAGCGGGCACAGCAACGUGAGGAUCGACAAGGUGGAUGGCAUCUACCUGCUCUACCUUCAGGACCUGUGGACCACCGUGAUCGACAUGAAGUGGCGAUACAAGCUCACCCUGUUCGCGGCCACCUUUGUCAUGACCUGGUUCCUCUUCGGCGUGAUCUACUACGCCAUCGCGUUCAUUCACGGCGACCUCGAGCCCGGCGUGCCCAUCUCUAACCACACCCCCUGCAUCAUGAAGGUGGACUCGCUCACGGGGGCGUUCCUCUUCUCCCUGGAAUCCCAGACCACCAUUGGCUACGGCGUCCGCUCCAUCACGGAGGAGUGCCCUCACGCCAUCUUCCUGCUGGUCGCCCAGCUGGUCAUCACCACCCUGAUCGAGAUCUUCAUCACGGGCACCUUCCUGGCCAAAAUCGCCAGGCCCAAGAAGCGGGCGGAGACCAUCAAGUUCAGCCACUGCGCGGUCAUCACCAAGCAGAACGGGAAGAUGUGCCUGGUGAUCCAGGUGGCCAACAUGCGCAAGAGCCUCCUGAUCCAGUGCCAGCUCUCCGGCAAGCUCCUGCAGACCCACGUCACCAAGGAGGGCGAGCGCAUUCUCCUCAACCAGGCCUCCGUCAAGUUCCACGUGGACUCCUCCUCCGAGAGCCCCUUCCUCAUCUUGCCCUUGACCUUCUACCACGUGCUGGAUGAGACCAGCCCCCUGAGAGACCUCACCCCCCAAAACCUGAAGGAGAAGGACUUUGAGCUCGUGGUGCUCCUCAACGCCACCGUGGAGUCCACCAGCGCCGUGUGCCAGAGCCGCACAUCGUAUAUCCCCGAGGAGAUCUACUGGGGCUUUGAGUUCGUGCCCGUGGUCUCUCUCUCCAAGAACGGCAAGUACGUGGCUGACUUCAGCCAGUUCGAGCAGAUCCGGAAGAGCCCCGACAGCACGUUCUACUGCGCGGAUUCUGAGAAGCAGAAGCUGGAGGAGAAGUACAGGCAGGAGGACCAGCGGGAGAGAGAACUGCGGACUCUCCUCUUACAGCAGAGCAACGUCUGA
Molecule: messenger RNA, 1107 nt
Organism: Pipistrellus nathusii (Nathusius's pipistrelle)
Lineage: Eukaryota; Metazoa; Chordata; Mammalia; Chiroptera; Vespertilionidae
Source: the annotation of a GenBank genome assembly